Messenger RNA from Protobothrops mucrosquamatus (brown spotted pit viper), 1799 nucleotides. It is a transcript of the gene LGALSL, whose product is annotated as galectin like. The transcript has 5 exons. Bases 51 to 566 code for a protein of 171 amino acids. Gene Ontology annotation, molecular function: carbohydrate binding. Lineage: Eukaryota; Metazoa; Chordata; Lepidosauria; Squamata; Viperidae. The record is from RefSeq and is a predicted model, not a curated record.
UCCUCCUCCAGCCGAUCGAGGCUUAGCGCUCGCUGCACCGUCUCAACAAGAUGGCGGGGUCGGUGGCAGAGAGGGACGCGGUGAAAAUAGAGGACAGACUUUUAAACAACUCUUUGGGAUCCCCAGUUCAAGCCGAAGUGUAUUUUCCACGACUGAUUGUCCCUUUCUGUGGGCACAUCAAAGGAGGCAUGAGGCCAGGCAAGAAAGUCGUGGUAAUGGGCAUCGUGGAUCUCAACCCAGAGAGUUUUGACAUCAGUCUUACAUGUGGAGAUUCAGAAGAUCCUCCUGCUGAUACAGCAAUUGAACUGAAAGCCUUAUUUUCAGAUAAACAGUUCCUCAGGAAUUCCUGCAUAUCUGGAGAAUGGGGAGAAGAGCAGUCAUCUCUUCCAUAUUUCCCAUUUAUCCCUGACCAGCCCUUCAGGGUUGAAAUAUUGUGUGAACACCCUCGUUUUAGAAUAUUCGUGGACGGACACCAGCUUUUUGAUUUUUACCAUCGCAUUGAGAAGUUAUCAGCUAUUGAUACAAUAAAGAUAAAUGGAGACCUCCAGAUUACUAAACUUGGUUGACCUAGGUCUUUCAAAUUAUUAUUUAAAAAAAACAAACAAAACAAAGAUAACCAAAAUUUUAGAUUCCAAAUUGGCUCCGGUUCUGUUAGCCUCUGUCUGAAGAAGCAAUGAGAAUUUCGUUUGGGACACCCAGCUACCAGACGGCGAUCAUUAUUGUCUUCUCAGCAGCAAAAGACAUGUUGAUGAAUUGAACUAUUGUUUAUUUGAAUGAAGAAAGCACUUAAUGAUAAAUAGAUACUGAGCCGUCCUUCUUUUAUGGAACUAAAAAGCCUAUCCCUGCUGGAUAAUCACAUUAUAAUGGAUCUUGAAAGAGUUACUUCAUUGUCUAAACUGUAUAAGCUAUUCAUCUUCCCAAAAAGAGGGCAGGUUUGAGAAUCAAAUACUAAAUCUAUUACAACAGUGACUUUUCUUUUUGCAAAUCAUCCCCAUCAUCAUCAUCAUCAUAAAAAAGUUCUCCUGCACUUAAGUGGAUUAAUGUAAGUGUAACACCAAUCACAAAAUCAGGCCAGAUAUGGAAGCCAUUAUUCAAUACCUAUAGCUGGUUUUAUUCAAACCAAUAACAAAGGUCCCAUAGAUGUUAACCGUGCAGUGUUAGCUGGACAUUGUGGCAGUAGUCUAGCACAUGCUCAGCUCCUUCACCACACAGAAUCAAGGGAAGGUAGUGUAUCUAAUUACAGGAUUGCAGCCACUUGAAUUGCCAAGGAAAAAGUAGAAACUGAACAAUGGCUUCUGAAUUUAGUCUGCAUAUUUUAGUCAGGGUAUGUGUAUAGAAUGUAGGUCAUUACAUGUUUUGCACAAUGUAAUAUUAAUACAAUCUUUAAGAGCUUUCCUCUGGUUUAUUUAUUGGUGCUCAUUGUGUUAAUGUGUUAACAGAAAAAUCGAAUGAUAUUAUUGAAACUUUAGAGGGGCAAAGUAUAAGCCUUCUGAAUAUACAAUAUUAUAGUAACAUAUCAUAUUGGAAAUACCUGCUGUUUAUCUUAAGGUGGUUGGGGAUAUUUUUGUGAUGCCCUCACAAUGUCGCAAAAGAUUAUUGUCAUGUUUUUACCAGAAAUUGCUUUCAGUAUGUUGUAAUUUUGCUGUAAAUGGUACUCGGAAUUCCUUCUUUCCCUCAGUUAAUAAGGAUUUCUAAUUUGAUUGGGAUAUGCAUAGACUGCAGUCCUAUUAUACUCAUUAUCCAGGAACAAGCUCCCUUCUGGGCAAUGAAAUUGAUUUCUGAAUAAACAUUGUAAGAUA